Molecule: messenger RNA, 384 nt
Organism: Drechmeria coniospora
Lineage: Eukaryota; Fungi; Ascomycota; Sordariomycetes; Hypocreales; Ophiocordycipitaceae
Exons: 2
Coding region: 1-384 (127 amino acids)
Biological process (GO): rRNA (guanine-N7)-methylation; tRNA methylation; peptidyl-glutamine methylation
Molecular function (GO): protein heterodimerization activity
Source: RefSeq, a predicted model, not a curated record
AUGAAAGUUCUUACCCUCAAUUUCCUGACCUGCGCCGUGAAGGCUUGCAAGUCCUCGACGGACUCGUACCCGCUGCACCCUAAAGAUGCCGAGCUGGUGGAGGAUGACAUUGAAGUCAACAUGGAUCUUCUCGUCAACGUGCUUCCGCGACUUGAUUGGACUGCUCUGCGGAUGACAUCUUCAGAGCUGGGCUUCCCAUCAUUGCCGGAGCAGCCGCCGACGCAGGAACAGCUCAAGUCGGAUGAGAAGCUGAUGCAAGACUUGCAUCACUUGCUGCUCAAAACCCAGAUUUCGGAGGGGAAGCUGGUGUGCGGAAACUGCGGACACGAGUAUCACAUUAAGGAGGGCAUCGCCAACUUUCUCUUGCCAAGCCAUCUGGUAUGA